UUUGACAAGUGUAAUAAGGGAAACUGAGGCAGAAUAAUUAACCAAGGCCAAACAACUUGAGCAAUUUAGAAUCAGUUAAUGAAUCACAAAGUUCUCCCCCUUUCCUCCAACCCUCCCAACAGAGCCGCUUAGGUCUCGGUUUCUCUUCAAUGACGUUCUUGCUGACGUUCUUUAAAAAUGAAACUAAUCUCUUGAUAACAUUCUUGAGAAAUGAAACUAACCAGCCUUCACCCAGGGCGGUGAGUGCUUAGAGUGCGGAGUGUGUGCUCCGGGCUAGGAACACGCGUUUAUUAUUUCAAAAUACGCCCCCCAAACCUUAAAAUAUCUUUUAACACCUCUCGCAAAUUACAAGACAUCCGCGUCUCCCCCGCCGGAGACUUAUAUUUUUUUCUUCCUUUUUAUAAAAUAACCCGGUGAAGCAGCCGAGACCGACCCAACCGCGGCCCUCGCAGCAGCUGCCAAAAGGAAGCGACCGAGCGACCGAGCGACCGAGCGACCGAGCGACCGAGCGACCGAGCGACCGAGCGACCGAGGCCUCAUCGCUGCGCAGACGGACACCGGCACCCUCGCUCCCCAGCCAGACACCGAGGCCGUCUCACUCCCGGGCACCCUCGCUCCCAGCGGUAGCCCACAGCCAGCGACUAGCGGCGGCGGAUCGACCCAGCUCUGCGGCUGUGGAGGAAAGGUCAUGGCCUGCGGCCCUGCAGGCAGCCUGGCUGAGAUGAAUCCCAGCGCCCCCAGCCGCUCAUCUCCCACGCUCUACGUGGGGAACCUACACCCUGACGUGACAGAGGUGAUGCUCUACGAGAAGUUCAGCCCCGUGGGACCCAUCCUAGCCGUCCGAAUCUGUAGGGACAGGGUAACCCGUCGCUCCUUGGGCUACGCUUACGUGUGCUUCCAGCAGCCAGCGGACGCGGAGCGCGCUUUGGAGACCAUGAAUUUUGAUAUUGUGAAGGGCAAACCACUUCGCAUCAUGUUGUGCCGGCAAGAUCCACCGCUUGACAAAAGUGGAGUCGGCAACAUAUUCAUUAAAAAUUUGGACAAAUCCAUUAAAAAAAAAGCACUGUAUGAUACAUUUUUUGCGUUUGGUAACAUCCUUUCCUGUAAGGUGGUUUGUGACGAAAAUCGUUCCAAGUGUUACGGAUUUGUACAUUUUGAGACAGAGGAAGCAGCUGAACGAUCUAUGGAAAAGAUGAAUGGGAUGCUUCUAAAUGAUCACAAAAUAUUUGUUGGACGAUUCAAGGCUCCUAAAGAAGGAGAAGCAGACCUUGAAGCUAAUGCAAAGGAGUUCACCGACGUUUGCAUCAAGAAUUUUGGAGAAGACAUGGAUGAUGAGCAACUUAAAGAUCUCUUUGGAAAGUUUGGACCUGUCUUGAAUGUGAAAGUAAUGGCGGAUGAAAGUGGAAAAUCCAAGGGUUUUGGAUUUGUGAGCUUCAGAAGACAUGAAGAUGCACGGAAAGCUGUGGAUGAGAUGAAUGGAAAGGAACUCAAUGGAAAACCAAUUUAUGUUGGCCAAGCUCAGAAGAAAGUGGAACGGCAGGCAGAACUUAAGCGCCAAUUCGAACAGAAGAGGCAAGAUAAGAUCACCAGAUGCCAGGCUGUUAACCUUUAUGUGGCAAAUCUUGAUGAUCAUAUUGAUGAUGAACUUCUCCGGAAAGAGUUCUCUCCAUUUGGUACUAUCACUAGUGCCAAGGUUAUGAUGAAGGGUGGUCGCAGCAAAGGGUUUGGUUUUGUAUGUUUCUCCUCAGCAAAGGAAGCCAGUAAAGCAGCUACAGAAAUGAAUGGAAGAAUUGUGGCUACCAAGCCAUGGUCUGUAGCUUUAGCUCGGUGCAAAGAAAAGUGCCAGGCUCACCUCACUAAGAAGUGUGUGCAGAGACUGACCAGUGCGACAGCUAUGCUCACCCCCCAAAUCAACCCCUACCAGCUGGCAGCUGACCCACUGACUCAGAACCCUGCUCCAUACUACCCUCCUAGCCAAACCGCUCAGCGAAGACCGAGUCCUCGCUGGACUGCUCAGGGUGCCAGACCUCGUCCAUUUCCAAACAUGCCCAGUGCUCUCCGCCCAGCUGCUCCUAGACCACCACUUAGUACUAUGAGACAAGCUUCUUCACAGGUUCCACGAGUCAUGUUCACACAGUGUACUGCUAAUACAGCAACAAAGACAGUGGGUUCACAUCCUGCAGCUGCUGCUACUUCUCCUGUCUGCAUUGUUCCACAGUAUAAAUAUGCCACAGGAGUUCGCAAUCCUCAACCUCUUAAUGCACAGCUACGAGUUACCAUGCUGCAGCUUGCUGUUCACAAACAAGGUCUGGAGACUCUGACUUCCACGUUGCCAUCUGCCUCUCCUCAAGAGCAAAAGCAAAUGUUAGGUGAGCGGCUCUUUUCUUUAAUUCAAGCCGUGCAGCCUACCCUUGCUGGUAAAAUCACUGGCAUGUUGUUGGAAAUCAAUAAUUCAGAACUUCUUCGUAUGCUUGAGUCUCCAGAGUUUCUCCUCUCUAAAGUUGAUGAAGCUGUAGCUGUACUACAAGCCCACAAACUACAAGCCCCAUUAAGAGGCUGUCCAGGAAGGAGUUAACAGUGCCACUGGUGUACCAUCUCCAGGGCCCCUUUUUUUCUGACUUCCCAAUGGGCUCGCUUCUUUCACAGUGACUUCUAUUUCUUGGAGAGCCAAAGCAGCCCCACCUAGGCUGUCUCAUGUUCCUUCUUCUGCCUUAAGCCCUUCCUUUGUUUCACUGGCCUCGUCUUUAAUAAACAUACUGUCAAAAUCA
Molecule: messenger RNA, 2768 nt
Organism: Artibeus jamaicensis (Jamaican fruit-eating bat)
Lineage: Eukaryota; Metazoa; Chordata; Mammalia; Chiroptera; Phyllostomidae
Product: polyadenylate-binding protein 1-like
Exons: 2
Coding region: 689-2575 (628 amino acids)
Cellular component (GO): ribonucleoprotein complex
Molecular function (GO): RNA binding
Source: RefSeq, a predicted model, not a curated record